Messenger RNA from Protobothrops mucrosquamatus (brown spotted pit viper), 3057 nucleotides. RefSeq names its product signal peptide, CUB domain and EGF like domain containing 1 (gene SCUBE1). NCBI's taxonomy places the organism in Eukaryota, Metazoa, Chordata, Lepidosauria, Squamata, Viperidae. Gene Ontology annotation, biological process: signal transduction. The record is from RefSeq and is a predicted model, not a curated record. Gene Ontology annotation, molecular function: calcium ion binding. Gene Ontology annotation, cellular component: cell surface. The transcript has 23 exons. The coding region runs from base 1 to 3057 and encodes 1018 amino acids.
AUGGUUAUGAGUGUCUGUGGCCCUGCUUGCGUGAGCAUCGGCACAAGUAUCAGCAUUGUGCGAGCAAUGGGUGUUUGUGUGCGCACAUAUGCUGAUGAAUGUACAGAAGGGACAGAUGACUGCCACAUUGAUGCAAUUUGUCAGAACACACCUAAAUCAUUCAAAUGCAUUUGCAAGCCAGGUUAUAAGGGAGAAGGAAAACAGUGUGAAGACAUUGAUGAAUGUGAAAAUGACUUCUACAAUGGAGGCUGUGUACAUGAAUGCAUCAAUAUUCCUGGGAACUACAGGUGUAUGUGUUAUGAUGGCUUCAUGUUGGCUGAAGAUGGACACAAUUGUCUUGAUGUUGAUGAAUGUUUGGAUAACAAUGGUGGCUGCCAACAGAUUUGUGUCAAUACUAUGGGAAGCUAUGAAUGCCAAUGUAAAGAAGGGUUUUUCCUAAGCGAUAAUCAACACACCUGUAUCCAUCGCUCUAAUGAGGGUAUGAACUGCAUGAACAAAGAUCAUGGGUGUGAACAUAUCUGCCGGGAGACACCCAAAGGUGGGGUUGCCUGUGAAUGUAGACCUGGCUUUGAACUUGCCAAAAACCAGAAGGAUUGCAAAUUAACCUGUAACUAUGGAAAUGGAGGCUGCCAACACACGUGUGAUGACACAGAUAGUGGUCCUGUAUGCGGUUGUCAUCAGAAAUAUGCAUUGCAUUCAGAUGGACGAACGUGCAUUGAGAAGGAUGAGGCUGCAAUUGAGAGCUCUGAGUUCAAUGCCACGUCAGUAGCUGAUGUGGACAAGCGGGUGAAACGGCGGCUACUUAUGGAAACAUGUGCUGUUAAUAAUGGAGGUUGUGACCGGACUUGCAAAGACACAGCCACAGGAGUACGCUGCAGUUGCCCAGUUGGAUUUACCUUGCAGCCCGAUGGGAAAACAUGCAAAGAUAUAGAUGAAUGUCUGGUGAACAAUGGUGGCUGUGACCACUUCUGCAGAAACACAGUGGGAAGCUUUGAAUGCAGCUGCCAAAAGGGCUACAAAUUACUAACGGAUGAACGAACCUGCCAAGAUAUAGAUGAAUGUUCAUUUGAAAGGACCUGUGAUCAUACCUGUAUCAACUAUCCUGGAAGUUUUGAAUGCUUAUGUCACAACGGUUAUACAUUAUAUGGAAUGACACAUUGUGGAGAUGUGGAUGAAUGUAGCAUCAACAAUGGAAGCUGUGAAUAUGGAUGCCUUAAUACUGUGGGAGCUUAUGAAUGUUUAUGUCCAUCUGGAAAAAAAUUACACUGGAAUAAAAAAGAUUGUGUUGAGAUGGUGAAAUGUUUGCCCGGUGCCAAUCCAGUUCCCAAGGCUCAACUGCUCUGUAGCAAAUCAGGAGGAAUUGAGAACUGUUUCUUAUUCUGUCCAUCCAACACCCUUUUCGUUCCAGAUUCAGAAAAUAGUUAUUCAGUAAGCUGUGGAGUGCCAGUACAACAGGGCAAGACACAACAAAAACGCAACAGUACACUACCAGGUUGUAUGGACAUCUUAAUGCCACCCAUCAAACAGAAGGCUCGUUUUAAAAUUAAAGAUGCCAAGUGUCAUUUAAGGCCUCGCAACAAAGAGAAGAUUAAAGAGGCUGGAAAGCAGCAAGUUCUUCUAGGUCAGUUCCCCUGUGCAGACAAUUGCCACAUAACUUUUGUAAACCUAAAAUGUGAUUCCUCUAAGAAAAAACGCCGUGGGCGAAAAUCUCCAUCAAAAGAAGUAUCCCAUAUCACGGCUGAGUUUGAAAUGGAGAUGAAGUCUGAAGAAGUCUCAGACACUUGCAAUAUUGACUGUUUGAGGAAAAGGAUGGAACAGAAACUACAAAUAGCUAUCAAAACCUUGAGAAAAUCUAUUAACAAGCAGCAAUUUUACAUUCAGUUUUCUGGGACAGAGUAUGAAGUAGCUCAGAAGGCAGCGAAAAUUGUCAGCGAAGGACAUUCCUGCAGUACUGGGCAAGUGCAGCAAGAUGGCAAAUGUGUUACCUGCAGCGUUGGCACCUAUUAUAGUGGAGAACAUAAUCAAUGCAUUCCUUGCACACCAGGAACAUAUCAAGACACAGAAGGUCAACUAUCCUGUGAACCUUGUCCAGGAAAUGAUGGGCAAGGCAUUGCAGGUGCACGAAGUGUGUUAGAAUGUGGAGGGCAGUGUUCUCCUGGGCAGUUUUCUUUUGAUGGUUUUAAACCUUGCAGACUGUGUCCCCUUGGCACUUAUCAGUCUGAACCAGGAAGGACCCUCUGUUUCCCCUGUGGUGGAGGACUGGGGACAAAAUAUGAGGGCGCAGUUUCAUUUCAAGACUGUGAAACUAAAGUUCAUUGUUCUCCUGGCCAUUACUACAACUCUACAACCCACAGAUGUAUCAGAUGUCCUGUAGGAACCUACCAACCUGAAUUUGGCCAGAAUUAUUGCAUCACUUGCCCUGGAAAUACAAGCACAGAUUUUGAUGGUUCCACUAAUGUUACACAUUGCAAAAAUCAACAGUGUGGUGGAGAACUUGGGGACUAUACAGGAUACAUUGAAUCCCCCAACUAUCCAGGAGAUUACCCAGCCAAUGUUGAAUGCACUUGGAAUAUAAGCCCACCCCCAAAGAGACGGAUCCUGAUUGUAGUCCCAGAGAUCUUUCUCCCAAUUGAAGAUGAGUGUGGUGAUGUUUUAGUAAUGAGGAAAAGUGCUUCACCUACAUCAAUUACUACCUAUGAAACCUGCCAAACCUAUGAGAGACCCAUAGCAUUCACCUCCCGGUCACGGAAGUUGUGGAUUCAGUUCAAAUCAAAUGAAGGCAACAGUGACAAAGGAUUUCAAGUCCCCUAUGUAACAUACGAUGAGGACUAUCAGCAGUUAAUAGAAGACAUCGUUCGUGAUGGACGUUUAUAUGCUUCAGAAAACCACCAAGAAAUUUUAAAAGACAAGAAAUUGAUUAAAGCCCUUUUUGAUGUAUUGGCACAUCCUCAAAACUAUUUCAAGUACACAGCACAAGAAUCAAAGGAGAUGUUUCCAAGAUCAUUUAUAAAGCUAUUGCGAUCAAAAGUUUCCAGAUUUCUACGACCAUACAAGUAG